This is a messenger RNA of Nerophis ophidion (straightnose pipefish), 1220 nucleotides long. RefSeq names its product kazal-type serine protease inhibitor domain-containing protein 1-like. Gene Ontology annotation, cellular component: extracellular region. The transcript is spliced from 4 exons. The record is from RefSeq and is a predicted model, not a curated record. Bases 289 to 1137 code for a protein of 282 amino acids. Gene Ontology annotation, molecular function: insulin-like growth factor binding. Gene Ontology annotation, biological process: regulation of signal transduction; regulation of cell growth. Lineage: Eukaryota; Metazoa; Chordata; Actinopteri; Syngnathiformes; Syngnathidae.
GAGGACUUUCCCAGGUGUUCUGGUCUGAUGAGGGGAGCAGCUGCCCGGUGGGGGAGGGGCAUCGUCGUCACGUAGUUCGUUUUUUAUUUUUGCUCAGCGCACUUCCGCCUGGGCUUUUAUUUGAGUGGUCUGAACCGGAAGUGGGCGUGUUGUUAGUUGAAGUUUGACACGAACGAUCGGCGGCAGCGCGAGCGGCUCAGCUGUUUGAAGUUAGGCGAGUUUCCGGUCAGAACUUGGCGAGCUGCACAAGUCCCUCGUCUUAUUUGACUCAGUUCGCCCUCCUGGACCAUGUCUCUGCUGGCCGAGCUGGUCCUGCUGGUCCUGGGUCUCUAUCCCAUCCCGCACCAGUGCCGGGCUCUCGGCGACCCGCCGCCCGGGCUGCAGACCAACGGGACCGGCGUGAUGGCGGGCUGCGGGCCGUGCCAGGCGGACAUGUGCCCGGAGACCCGCGGCUGCCGUGCCGGGUUGGUGCCGGACCGGUGCGGCUGCUGCGACGAGUGCGGCAACCUGGAGGGUCAGGCCUGCGACCCCGGGGAGAGGAACGUGUACUUCGGCCUGUGCGGGACCGGACUUCGGUGCCAACUGGAUCCUCAUCCCGCGGAGGAGGAGGAUGAUGAGGAGGAGGAGGAGGAGGAAGAACAGGUGUGCGUGUGCGAGGAGCGCGAACCUGUAUGCGGAAGUGACGGAGUGACGUAUGCAAAUAUGUGUCACUUCCGGGAGGCCGCCUUCUCCACGCCGCAACUACACACCAAAGGGGCGGGGCCCUGCGAGACAGUGCCAGUCAUCAAAGUGGCUCCUCAGAGUCAAGUCAACGGAACAGGAAGUUGCCUGCUCUUCCUGUGCGAGGUCUUCGCCUUCCCGAUGGCGUCCAUCGAGUGGCGUAAGGAGGGCCGGGACGAGGUGGUCCUGCCGGGGGACGACCCCCACAUCUCUGUCCAGUCCAGGGGCGGUCCUCUGAGGUUCGAGCUCUCCAGUUGGCUGCAGAUUGAAGGGGCGGGGCCACAAGACUCGGGAACCUACCGCUGCAUCGCCCGCAACAGCUUGGGCUCCGCCUCCGCGUCCGCCGUGCUGGGCGUGCUGCGUGCAGAGGAGCUGGCGUCCUACCUGGCCGAUCACCUGGACUACGACGUCUACUGAGGUCACUUCCUGCCCAGGGUGAACUUUGACCCCCGCAGCCCGAGAUCACCUCUUUGAAAAGUCAAUAAAGGCAGCAGGAAACA